This is a messenger RNA of Pipistrellus nathusii (Nathusius's pipistrelle), 2688 nucleotides long. NCBI's taxonomy places the organism in Eukaryota, Metazoa, Chordata, Mammalia, Chiroptera, Vespertilionidae. The record is from the annotation of a GenBank genome assembly.
AUGGACGCCAGCGCCCCUCCUCCGAGCCCCUCCCGCUCACAGCCGUCGCCCCCGGCACCGCCCCCGCCCCCGGCACCGCCCCAGGCCCGCUCCCGGCUCAAUGGCACGUCCACGGUGAAGCAGGAGCAGAGUGGAGCACCCGGAGGUCCUGGGCCCCACGUUGGACCGGGACCAGCCGUGGGAGAAGCUGGCGCCCCAGCGGCACCCCCAGCCCUUCGUGCCAGGAGCCGAGAAGGAGCAGACAGAGCGGGGCCCUCGAAGGGAGACAGGGAAGCCCCCUUUGAAGAAGUGCUGGAGAAGGCCAAGGCCGGGGACCCCAAGGCACAGACGGAGGUGGGAAAGCACUAUCUGCAGCUGGCGGACGGCGCGGACGAGGAGCUCAACAACUGCACAGCCGUGGACUGGCUGACGCUGGCCGCCAAGCAGGGCCGGCGCGAGGCCGUCAAGCUGCUGCGCCGCUGCCUGGCGGACAGGAGAGGCAUCACCUCGGAGAACGAGCAGGAGGUGAAGCGGCUGUCCUCCGAGACCGACCUGGAGCGGGCGGUGCGCAAGGCUGCGCUGGUCAUGUACUGGAGGCUCAACCCCCAGCGGAAGAAGCAGGUGCCCGUGGCCGAGCUGCUGGAGAACGUGGGGCAGGUCAACGAGCUGGAUGGAGGGGCGCAGCCGGGCCCCGUCCCCAAGUCCCUGCAGAAGCAGCGGCGGGUGCUGGAGCGCCUGGUCAGCAGCGAGUCCAAGAACUACAUCGCGCUGGACGACUUCGUGGAGAUCACCAAGAAGUACGCCCAGGGCAUCCUCCCCACCGACCUGUUCCUGCAGGACGAGGACGAUGAGGACGACGAGCUGGCGGGCAGGAGCCCCGACGACCUGCCGCUGCGCCUGAAGGUGGUCAAGUUCCCGCUGCACGCCAUCAUGGAGAUCAAGGAGUACCUGAUCGAGAUGGCCUCGCGCGCGGGCAUGCACUGGCUGUCCACCAUCGUCCCCACCCACCACAUCAACGCCCUGGUCUUCUUCUUCAUCAUCAGCAACCUGACCGUGGACUUCUUCGCCUUCUUCGUGCCCCUCGUGGUCUUUUACCUGAGCUUCCUGUCCAUGGUCAUCUGCACCCUCAAGGUCUUCCAGGACAGCCGGGCCUGGGAGAGCUUCCGCACGCUCACCGGCCUGCUGCUGCGCUUCGAGCCCGGCCUGGACGUGGAGCAGGCCGAGGGCAACUUCGGCUGGAACCACCUGGAGCCCUACGUGCACUUCCUGCUGUCCGUGGCCUUCGUCAUCCUCUCCUUCCCGCUCGCCAGCAAGGACUGCAUCCCCUGCUCGGAGCUGGCCGUGGUGGCCGUCUUCUUCACCGCCACCAGCUACAUGAGCCUGAGCAGCUCCGCCGAGCCCUACACCCGCCGGGCCCUGGCCACCGAGGUGGCCGCCGGCCUGCUCUCCCUGCUGCCCGGCCUGCCCGUGGACUGGCCCGGCCUCAAGCUGCUGGGCCAGACCUUCUUCACCGUGCCCCUGGGCCAGCUGGCCGUGCUCAACGCCAGCCUGCCCUGCCUGCUCUACGUGUACCUGCUCUUCCUCUGCUUCCGCAUGGCGCAGCUGCGGCACUUCCGGGGCACCUACUGCUACCUGGUGCCCUACCUGGUGUGCUUCAUGUGGUGCGAGCUGGCCGUGGUCCUCCUGCUGCACUCCACCGGCCUGGGGCUGGUGCGCGCGUCCAUCGGCUACUUCCUCUUCCUCUUCGCGCUGCCCGUGCUGGCGGCCGGCCUGGCGCUCAUGGGCGCGGCGCGGCUCGCCCUCUGGUGCACGUCGCUGGAGCUCACCAAGGUGGCGGUGGCGCUGGCGCUGUGCGGGGUGCCCGUGCUGCUGCGCGGGUGGGGCCGCGCCCGCGGGCCGCUGCUGGAGGUGGCGCGCUCGCUGACGCGCAGCUCCGUGGUCAAGCUCAUCCUGGUGUGGGUGUCGGCCAUCGUGCUCUUCUGCUGGUUCUACGUGUACCGCUCGGAGGGCAUGAAGGUGUACAACUCCACGCUGACCUGGCCGCAGUACGGCGCGCUGUGCGGCCCGCGGGCCUGGCGGGAGACCAACAUGGCGCGCACGCAGAUCCUGUGCAGCCACCUGGAGGGCCACCGCGUCACGUGGACCGGCCGCUUCAAGUACGUGCGGGUGACGGACAUCGACAACAGCGCCGAGGCGGCCAUCAACAUGCUGCCGUUCGUGGUGGGCGACUGGAUGCGCUGCCUGUACGGCGAGGCCUACCCCGCCUGCAGCCCCGGCGGCGCCUCCACGGCCGAGGAGGAGCUGUGCCGCCUCACGCGGCUGGCCAAGCACCCCUGCCACAUCAAGCGCUUCGACCGCUACAAGUUCGAGAUCACCGUGGGCAUGCCCUUCGGCGCCAACGGCGGCCGCGGCCCCGAGGAGGACGACGUGACCAAGGACAUCGUGCUGCGGGCCAGCGGCGAGUUCAAGGAGGUGCUGCUGGGCCUGCGCCAGGGCAGCCUCAUCGAGUUCAGCACCGUGCUGGAGGGCCGCCUGGGCAGCAAGUGGCCCGUGUUCGAGCUCAAGGCCAUCAGCUGCCUCAACUGCCUGGCCCAGCCGGCGCCCGCCCGGCGCCAUGUGAAGAUCGAGCAGGACUGGCGCAGCACCGUGCAUGGCGCCGUCAAGUUCGCCUUCGACUUCUUCUUCUUCCCCUUCCUGUCGGCCGUGUGA